Cricetulus griseus (Chinese hamster) is the source of this 1867-nucleotide messenger RNA. The record is from RefSeq and is a predicted model, not a curated record. NCBI's taxonomy places the organism in Eukaryota, Metazoa, Chordata, Mammalia, Rodentia, Cricetidae.
GUAUGUGCAGAUCAUCAUGGGGAUGCUACUGCCCACUGCUCUCGCUGCUAGGCUGCUGAGCCUGUUCCAGCAGCAGCUGGGCUCCCUCUGGAGUGGCCUGGCCAUCCUAUUCUGCUGGCUGAGAAUAGCACUGGGAUGGGUAGGUUCUGGAAGGGGACAGUCUCAGCCACAGGUCCCAGCUGAGUCCAAGGAGACCCAGGAAGAACCAGACAGUUCUCAGCCCAUGACACCUGUUAGCGUCAACUACCACUUCACUCGUCAGUGCAACUACAAAUGUGGCUUCUGCUUCCACACAGCCAAGACAUCCUUCGUGCUGCCCCUGGAAGAGGCCAAGCGAGGACUGUUUCUGCUCAAGCAGGCUGGUAUGGAGAAGAUCAACUUUUCAGGAGGAGAACCCUUCCUGCAGGACAGGGGUGAAUACGUGGGCAAGCUUGUAAAGUUCUGCAAGGAGGACCUGGCCCUGCCCUCCGUGAGCAUCGUGAGCAAUGGCAGCCUCAUCCGUGAGAGGUGGUUCAAGGACUAUGGUGACUAUUUGGACAUUCUUGCUAUCUCCUGUGACAGCUUCAACGAGGAAGUCAAUGUUCUCAUUGGUCGAGGUCAAGGGAAAAAGAACCAUGUGGAAAACCUCCAAAAGCUGAGGAAGUGGUGCAGAGACUACAAGGUGGCUUUCAAGAUCAAUUCUGUCAUUAAUCGCUUCAACGUGGAUGAAGACAUGAAUGAACACAUCAAGGCUCUGAACCCUGUCCGCUGGAAGGUCUUCCAGUGCCUCCUAAUUGAGGGUGAAAACUCUGGAGAAGAUGCCCUGAGGGAAGCAGAAAGAUUUCUUAUAAGCAAUGAAGAAUUUGAAGCAUUCCUAGAACGUCACAAAGAGGUGUCCUGUUUGGUGCCCGAAUCUAACCAGAAGAUGAAAGACUCCUACCUUAUUCUGGAUGAAUAUAUGCGCUUUCUGAACUGUACUGGUGGCCGGAAGGACCCCUCAAGGUCCAUCCUGGAUGUUGGGGUGGAAGAAGCAAUAAAAUUCAGUGGAUUUGAUGAAAAGAUGUUCUUGAAGCGUGGGGGGAAGUACGUAUGGAGCAAAGCUGACCUGAAAUUGGAUUGGUGAACUUGAGACUAGGAGACUCUGAGCAGCAUCUGGGAGGUCCAUGUGCAGCUGUUCUCCACCACCCAAGGUUCCUGGUCUUUCUCCAGUUAUGAAAACCUGAUUCCCUGUUUCACAUCCUCUGGCCGUCUGUGGAUUAUCUUUGCUGAGAAUGAAGACUGUUUGUUUGUUUGUUCCAGUUUGACUUAACUAAGAAAGGGGUAAAAACCACACAAUGACAGCUUGUAAAGCAGAUAAUCUGCCUGCAUGCAGAGACAGAGUUUGGUUCACAGAGAAGCAAGGUGCAGAGGUCCUAAAGACCAAUGUUUUUCAUUUGUAUUUGAAUUUUUAAGGAAUUUUACUGUGAAUCCCUCAUUUCCUUUUCCCCCCACUUGAGAGCGUGAGUUAUUUUCUGCUAAAUAUGCCAGUUUUGUCGCCAGGAAACAUCACAAAACAUGUCCUCCAAUUACUAUUCUAAUGCUUCUCUGCUUUGGAACGUUGGACUUUUGACUCGGAAGUAUAGGAAGAAUCAAGACACAUCCAAAGGGCCACAGAUGAGACCUCUUAAUCAUGGGCCAAGAGCUCGUGGAAGGAACUAUUCCAGAAUCUGAUGGUGCUGCAUGAAAGAUGGCUGUUUCACACUGUGCCAGCUCCUCCAGGAUUCCUUACAAAACCGAGAUACACUUUGCCUUUUACCACAUGGGCAUGGGGGUGGCACUUGUGCAGCUGUCCCCUCCUGGUAUUGAGGCUGCCCGAGUCUGUCACAAUAAAACAAGAGUUUGAGUAGGA